Molecule: messenger RNA, 207 nt
Organism: Auxenochlorella protothecoides
Lineage: Eukaryota; Viridiplantae; Chlorophyta; Trebouxiophyceae; Chlorellales; Chlorellaceae
Exons: 1
Coding region: 1-207 (68 amino acids)
Source: RefSeq, a predicted model, not a curated record
AUGGGCCAUGACCGAGCUGGAGAUGAGAGCAUGAGUCGAGUAAAAUGGCAGCACGCUGCCACACCAGCCAGUGCACGGUCCCAUCUUCUGUGGGCAACUCACGUCAUCGAUGCCGAUGAGGAGCAGGCGCACGGGCUCUCGGUGGGUCCACCAGUCAUAGAAUCCACUGAUGAGGCUGUACGCCAUACGCACUCAGAUUAUGUAUGA